GCUCUGUAGGAAGGGUGAAUGUUGCUUUCAGGCUGAGUCGUCAUGAGUUUUCUAUUGCCCAAACUAAGCAGGAAAAAGGAAGUGGACGAGGCUAUCAAGACCGUGGCCGAGAAAGUCCUGGUGCUUCGCUUUGGCAGAGAUGAGGAUCUUGUCUGCUUGCAACUGGAUGAUAUUCUCGCAAAAACAGCUCAUGACUUAAGUAAAAUGGCUACAAUUUACUUGGUAGACGUAAACAAGGUGCCAGUAUACACCCAGUACUUUGACAUCAUUUAUAUUCCAUCAACAGUCUUCUUUUUCAAUGGACAGCACAUGAAAGUGGAUUAUGGAUCUCCAGAUCAUACUAAAUUCAUUGGAAGUUUCAAAACAAAACAAGACUUCAUAGAUCUGAUUGAAGUGAUUUACCGUGGAGCAAUGUGUGGAAAACUCAUUGUCCAAAGUCCAAUUGAUCCUAAGAAUAUUCUGAAAUAUGACCUCCUCUACCAGGACAUUUAAAUGACCCUAUGGAGAUGAACAAAUUUUGGGAUGUGAACUUCAGAAGUCUGCUUAGCCCAAACCUUCUUCAAAUGUGUAACAACGUUUGAGAUCAGAGGAAUUCAGACUUAUCCUCAGAAUCAUAUUGGUCACUAUUGGAAGACGGAUAUUCUGUCAUGAGUUAACAGGAACAGCUAUUCUCACUAAAUUAGGUUACAUGAUUUAUUCCUAAUCUAUUAAAGUAAAAGAACCUCUUAUACGGAGGUUCUAAAUAAAUAUGUCAAGGCUACUUCUACAUAGUAA
Molecule: messenger RNA, 774 nt
Organism: Gekko japonicus
Lineage: Eukaryota; Metazoa; Chordata; Lepidosauria; Squamata; Gekkonidae
Gene: TXNL4B
Product: thioredoxin like 4B
Exons: 3
Coding region: 43-492 (149 amino acids)
Biological process (GO): mRNA splicing, via spliceosome
Cellular component (GO): U4/U6 x U5 tri-snRNP complex; U5 snRNP; spliceosomal complex
Source: RefSeq, a predicted model, not a curated record